GUGAUAAAACUAUAGCAAUAGAUAUUGAGGAAAUCUAUGAAAGUCCCACAGCAAUAGUGUUGAUGAACCUAGGCGGACCUUCAACGUUAGAUGGUGUCCAAGAUUUUUUAACUAGACUAUUUUCAGAUCCUGAUCUUAUCCCAAUCCCAUUCCAACAAUCUGUGGCCCCGAUUAUCGCAAAAAGAAGAACUUCUAGAAUUCAAGAACAAUAUGCGAAAAUUGGCGGUGGGUCGCCUAUAUUAUUUUGGACCCAGAAACAAGGUAGCGCGUUGGAAAAGUUGAUGGAUGAAAUAAGUCCUCUGAGCG
Messenger RNA from Racocetra persica, 306 nucleotides. NCBI's taxonomy places the organism in Eukaryota, Fungi, Glomeromycota, Glomeromycetes, Diversisporales, Gigasporaceae. The record is from the annotation of a GenBank genome assembly.